Molecule: messenger RNA, 5387 nt
Organism: Drosophila novamexicana
Lineage: Eukaryota; Metazoa; Arthropoda; Insecta; Diptera; Drosophilidae
Gene: clu
Product: protein clueless
Exons: 7
Coding region: 211-4605 (1464 amino acids)
Biological process (GO): intracellular distribution of mitochondria
Cellular component (GO): cytoplasm
Molecular function (GO): protein binding; mRNA binding
Source: RefSeq, a predicted model, not a curated record
GCCACCCGGACAAUAAAUCCCCGUUUAUAUUAGAUAUUCUAGUUAAAAAUCAAAAUCACGUACGCGCAAUCGGUUUGAGCGCAGUGAGCAGAGCAGAGAGCAAGCAAGUAAGCAGCAGUCGCCAGAGCAGCGUAGAGUUGUGUAACACGGCAGCGUGAACGUGUAAUAGAAUUUGGAUUUGGGUUUGUGCGCUAAAACAGAAACAGCAGCAUGGCGCUCGAGAUUGAUGCAAAAAAUGCGGCGGCGACUGGCGAUGCUGGUACCAUUGGCAAGGCCAAAGCCAAGGAGAACAAGAACCACAACAACAACAACGCACCCGCAGCCGGCGAAAAGAACUUGGUCAAUGGCAGCAGCGCCGCAACGAAGAAGAAAGGCAAGAAAAAUCGCAACAAAAGCCCGCCUCAAAAUGCAGUCGAAGCUGAAGCUAGCGCCGCUCUAAGCAAUGGCCAUUCGGAGAAUGGCGAUGGCGCCGAUGCCAAUGCAAAUGUGCUGGCCGAGAAGGGCGAGGCUGUCAGUGCAGGCGUUUUAGCGGGGGAUGGAGCCGAGGGUGGUGCUUCUGCUGAGGGAGCUGUGGCUGAGGGUGAUGCAGCUGCUGCCGGAGAAGAUGUUGAUUUGGAUGCUUUGCACGAUAUUGGCAUAACGGUUAACAUCAGUAGCCCCGGGACAGAUGUGCUAUCCGUGCAGCUGUCCAGCAUGGAGCUAGUGCAGGAGAUACAUCAGCUGCUCAUGGAUCGCGAGGAGACAUGCCACAGAACAUGCUUCUCACUGCAGCUGGACAACGUGACGCUUGACAAUUUUGCUGAACUUAAGACGAUUGAGCCGCUGGAGCAGGGCUCUACCAUACGCGUCGUCGAGGAGCCGUACACAAUGCGUGAGGCACGCAUUCAUGUGCGCCAUGUGCGCGAUCUUCUCAAGAAUCUGGAUCCGGCCGAUGCCUACAAUGGCAUCGAUUGCACCUCGUUAACCUAUUUGAAUACCAUAACACAGGGCGAUCUGCUGGACAAGAAGCGGACACGUCCGGACUCUGUUGAUUGCACACCGCCCGACUAUGUGACGCCUGGUGUGCGUGAGCCGCCUCUGUUGCCGCUGCAUCCAAAUAUUAAGAAUGCGAAGGGACCACAGGCACUCAAAGUGUUGACCACAUCGGCAUGGAAUCCGCCGCCCGGUCCACGCAAGUUACAUGGUGAUCUGAUGUAUCUGUAUGUGGUCACCAUGGAGGAUAAACGCUUUCACAUCUCUGCCUGCUCCAAGGGCUUCUACAUUAAUCAAUCCACAGACGAAUGCUUCAAUCCCAAGCCGGACAAUCCCAGCCAUUUGAGUCAUUCGCUCAUCGAUCUACUCUCGCACAUCUCACCGUCGUUCCGGCGCGCCUUUCAGGCCAUACAAAAGCGUCGCACCAUGCGCCAUGCAUUCGAGCGCGUGGCGACUCCUUACCAGGUGUACCAAUGGGCUGCGCCUCAACUGGAGCACACCGUGGAUGCCAUACGUGCCGAAGAUGCCUUUAGCUCCAAGCUGGGCUACGAGGAGCAUAUACCCGGUCAGACGCGCGACUGGAACGAGGAGCUGCAGACGACCCGGGAACUGCCACGCAAGACACUGCCAGAGCGCUUGCUGCGCGAGCGCGCCAUCUUUAAGGUCCACGGGGACUUUGUGACGGCCGCAACACGCGGCGCCAUGGCUGUCAUAGAUGGUAAUGUGCUGGCCAUUAAUCCCGGCGAGGAUGCCAAAAUGCAAAUGUUCAUUUGGAAUAACAUAUUCUUCUCGCUGGGCUUCGAUGUGCGUGAUCAUUACAAGGAACUGGGUGGCGAUCAUGCCGCAUUUGUGGCGCCACGCUAUGAUUUGCAUGGCGUGCGUGUCUACAAUGCGGUGGAUAUCGAGGGUCUCUACACGCUGGGCACCGUUGUCAUUGACUAUCGUGGCUAUCGUGUGACCGCCCAGUCCAUUAUUCCAGGCAUACUGGAACGGGAGCAGGAGCAGUCCGUUGUCUAUGGCUCCAUUGACUUUGGCAAGACGGUGCUCAGUCAUCCCAAGUAUCUGGAGCUCCUGCGUCAGGCCGGCAAGCACUUGAAGAUCCUGCCGCAUUCGGUGCUGAAUGAACGUGAUGAGCCCGUGGAGCUGUGCUCCUCGGUCGAGUGCAAGGGCAUCAUUGGCAACGAUGGACGUCACUAUAUUCUGGAUUUGUUGCGCACGUUUCCACCGGAUGUAAAUUUCCUCAAACUGCAGGAUGUGCAACUUAGCAAGGAACUGACCGAUAUGGGCUUUCCCAUUGAACAUCGCCACAAGCUGUGCUGCCUGCGCCAGGAGCUGCUCGAGGCCUUUAUUGAGGAUCGCUAUGUGACUUUCAUACGCAUUGCUGCAGUGCAUCUGCAGCAGCUGAAUGCCAAAAAACAGGCGGCCACGGCAAAUGCCGAAAAGGAGCUGCCCGCCAUUGCUGAAAAGCAGGAGGAGCCCAACGAGGAGCAGCCAGAAAAGACCGAAGAGCAGCCAGCAGAGAAAGAGGAAUCUAAGCCCACUCCCAGCGAGACAAAGAGCGCUGAGGCCAUGGUGAAUGCCAUACGCGAGGCCCAAUCGAAUGUGGCCGUCUCCAAUGAGGUGCAGGCCGCUGAGGUUGUUAAACGCGCCUGCGCCGCUGUGGGCUCGCUCAAGGAGAAGGAGUUUGAUUUCCGAUUUAAUCCAGAUGUCUUCUCGCCCGGCAUACGUCAUGUUGAUGGACCCGACGGCGGCGUGCAAUCGCUGGCCAAGCAAAAGCGCCUCGUCCAGGAUGCCGCUGAAUUUCUGGUUCUUAAGCAAAUACCCGCCUUCAUCAAGGAGCACAUGGCUCACUCCUCACCACCCAUCGAUGGCCAGAGUCUGACUGAAUCGCUGCACAGUCACGGCAUCAAUGUGCGCUAUCUGGGCAAGGUGAUCAAAAUGUUGGGCCAAAUGCCGCGCAUGGACUAUCUGCAUCGCAUUGCCAUACUCGAGAUAAUUGUGCGUGCCACCAAGCACAUCUACUACACAUAUAUGCAGAGCACCGAGCCACUGCAUCUGUCGGCGGCAAUAAGUCAUUUCCUCAAUUGUCUGCUAACCACGGGACCGGUCAAUCCCGCCGUUAGCAGCGACGAGCUGCACAAGAAACAGCCCCGCAACAACAGCGGCAAGCACAACAAGCACAAGGCCGCCAAGGCAUCCAAGCCGCAAGCGGCAGCAGCACAGAAUGGCAAUGCCACGGCAGCGGGCAGCGGUGGUGCAGGUGCUGCAACAUCUGGUGCCACAAGCAGCAACUGCGACUGGACGCUGGUAACACCACGUUCGCUUUGGCAGCAAAUCCGUAAGGAGGUUAAAGCAUAUUGGAACUGGGAGCUGGACUGUGACUCCAUUGAGAGCGCUGGCGCCAAGUAUGGACUGUUGCGCAUCAGUUUGUUGCGUGCCUUCUGCCUCAAGGUGGGCAUCCAGGUGCUGUUGCGCGAAUAUAACUUUGAGUCGAAGCACAAGCCCACCUUUGGCGACGACGACAUUGUCAAUGUGUUCCCCGUGGUCAAGCACAUAAGUCCACGCGCCACAGAUGCCUAUAACUUCUAUACGACGGGCCAGGCCAAAAUCCAGCAGGGCAUGCUCAAGGAGGGCUACGAACUGAUUAGCGAGGCGCUCAAUUUGCUGAACAACGUGUUUGGCGCCAUGCACCAGGAGAAUGGCUCCUGUCUGCGCAUGUUGGCGCGCCUCAGCUAUCUGCUGGGCGAUGCCCAGGACGCCCUGGCCAUACAACAGCGUGCGGUCAUCAUGAGCGAGCGCGUCAAUGGCAUUGAUCAUCCAUCAACCAUUCUGGAAUAUACACAUUUGUCGCUCUACUCGUUUGCCAAUGGACAUGUGGGCAUGUCCCUGAAGCUGCUCUACCGUGCACGCUAUUUGCUGGUGCUUAUCUGUGGCGAAGAUCAUCCCGAGGUGGCUUUGAUCGAUAGCAACAUCAGCUUGAUACUGCACGCGCUGGGCGAGUACGAGCUGUCGUUGCGUUUUAUUGAGCACGCGCUCAAGCUGAAUCUGAAGUACUUUGGCAACAAGGCGAUGCAUGUGGCCGUCAGCUAUCAUCUGAUGGCGCGCAUUCAAUCCUGCAUGGGUGAUUUCCGCUCAGCGCUGAACAACGAAAAGGAGACCUACUCCAUUUACAAGUCACAGCUGGGCGAGAAGCACGAAAAGACGCGUGAGUCGGCAGAGUGCCUGCGUCUGUUGACCCACGAGGCUGUGGCGUUGCAGCGCAAGAUGAACGACAUCUACUCCAAUGGAAAGCUGACCAGCGAUUUGCCGCCCAUACACAUAACGCCGCCCUCGAUGGGCUCUGUGUUGGAAAUGCUAAACACAAUCAAUGGCAUACUCUUUGUGCAUAUCAGCCAAAAGGACAUUGUAAAGGUUCGCAGCGAGAUUGAGAAGCAUUUGAAGACGAAUAACGAGGAGAAUGAUGUGCCCGAUGAGAGUGAGAUAACCAGUGCACUCAAGACCAUUGUGGCUGCUGUCAAUAACAAUGAUAAUACGUCCGAGACUGAGCAGCCAAAGGAUGAGGCAUCCGCAGCAGGCACGCCCACGCAGCUAACAAAUGGUAGCGAGGAGUCGACUGCGACGGUUUCAAGUUGAAUGCAGCAACAACAGUAACAGGAAUGCAGACAGCAUUCACUAUUUCAUAGGCAACAACGAGACACACCACACACACCACAGACACACACACACACACCAAAAAAAAAAAUCACACUAACCAUCUACAUGAGAGUCACAAAAUUUUCAACUGUUGUCCAGCAUGUUUGUGUUUGUCAACGCUUCAUUUUAUUUCGGGGACUGAGCAAAAUUCGCAACAACAAAGUGUUUUUACUUUCAAACAAGAACCGAAAUGAAUAACCAAAAACUGAAAGAGAAAAGUAUACAACAUAAAAUAACAACUAAAUAAAUAAAGCAUAAUUAUUUAUGUUUUUUCUAAAGGCUGCUCUUCUACUGCUCACAUGUGUAACGUUAAAUAUUACUAUAUACAAAUACCGUGUACGGCCAUAUCCUUAGAUGAUAAACGGCUUGAAACAUUUUAGCUUUAGUCUAUCAAAAACAAAACAUAAACAACUACAAAAAAAACUAUGAAACACUACCAAUCAUCCUCCUAAUCAUCAACAGCUUUAGAGAAGAACAAAAAAACUUAAACAAUUGUCAUUGUCUGUAGCAAACCAAUUUUUUUUUUUUGUUAAACAUUUGAUAGGCGCCAGUCAAAUGCCUUGUUUUAUAGUUUAUAAAAACGUAAAACAACAUGUAGCUAGUAUGCAUUGUUUUUGUUUUGUUGAACAAAAAAAUAUUUACAUAAUUUAAGUUUGCGCUUAACUGAAAGAAAAGCGACGGAUAAUACGAAGUACGAUAAAUCAAAUGAAAAUGGUUCUUUU